Schizosaccharomyces octosporus yFS286 is the source of this 1920-nucleotide messenger RNA. RefSeq names its product RNA export factor Gle1. Lineage: Eukaryota; Fungi; Ascomycota; Schizosaccharomycetes; Schizosaccharomycetales; Schizosaccharomycetaceae. Bases 413 to 1834 code for a protein of 473 amino acids. Gene Ontology annotation, biological process: regulation of translational initiation; poly(A)+ mRNA export from nucleus; regulation of translational termination. Gene Ontology annotation, cellular component: nuclear pore cytoplasmic filaments; nuclear pore; cytoplasm. The transcript is spliced from 2 exons. Gene Ontology annotation, molecular function: translation initiation factor binding; inositol hexakisphosphate binding; phospholipid binding. The record is from RefSeq and is a predicted model, not a curated record.
GCAGUAUUGUUUAUCUGCUUCCUUGUUUUCCUAUUGCAGAAUGUUUUCUAUGCUGAAAUGAAUGAAUUAUGCUUUUCUUUUAUAUGAUUAUAAACCAAAAAAUGAUUUUAUUUCUUUUCUUUUCUAUUCAAACUUUUCUCAAUAUCAUCUGAUAACCUUUGGUAAGAGUCUCUCCGUUGGCUUCCAAAAAAUCCACGAAGCAUAGCAGUAUACUACUACGUAUUGGCUUUAUUCAUGAAAUUCCCUUUUUUAUUAUAUCAGUUUAGAUUUAAAUAAACUGUUGCCUACACAUGAUCCCUCUUUAGUUGCUAAUUCUGUUACUACACAAAUAAUUUCAAAGCUGUUUUACCCAUGACAAAGCUCAUAAACAACGAUUCUUGAGUAACUCCACCUUUUUGCUUAAAGGCUUAAAAUGGAAACCGAUGAUGGUAAUUUCAUACACUAUAUGCCCGAAUCAAACAAAUCUAUGAAUUCUUUACCAACUACUGGUCUCGAUGCAGAAGAUAUUUGGGAUUUAUAUAACGACGAAACACGACGGAUAUUUGCAGCGUGGAAACAUAGAGCGGUAAAAAAAAAACCUCCUGUUCCCAUCUACUGUGUAGAAAAUUCCAAACCUAUCACUCGUCCUAUAUAUGCGUCUACAGACUGGGCAAGUAAACGAAAUAAAAAAGAAAAUGAUAUAAUUCAAUCAACUAUUCAAGAAUUUGAAAGAAUACAAGAGGAACGAGCACGCGCAGAAAGAGAAAAGCGUGAACGUGAGUUGCAGUUAAAGAUUCAAAAAGAAGAAGCCGAACGAAAGAAGAGAGAGCAACACGAACGACAAGAAAAGGAGAAGAAAGAAAAAGAAAUACGAGAAGCUAAGGAGAGAGAAGCCAGGGAAAAGGAAGAACAGAGAAAGAAGAAUGAGCAAAAGAAAAUUCAGGAUCAAGCCUCACAGCAAGAAAAAGAAUUAAAAGAACGGUUCGGAGAUGAUCCAGAAAAGGAUGCGAGCUAUUACUGGGACAUAAUCGAGAGUAUCAAGAGUGAUAUCGCCAAGCCAGUAUCUGAAAACAAGGAACUCAAAAACUAUUGUCUUUCCCAAAGACGAAAAAUAACCCCACGAUUGGGUCAAAUAACCAAGAGCAACAGUCAGAUUCAAAAAAUUACUGGACUUUUACAAGGAACGUUUCAGGAAGCUCGAACUAAAGGACCUCUGGUAUAUAGAUGGGUUCUGAAUUUCUUUUGCAAAGCUGUCGUAAAGCAAGCUGAGGCCGAGGUUUCCGUCAAUCUUUCUAGCGCUUUCCCUUUAGCAAAACUAUGUCUUCUUUUAUGCUCACAAAAUCCAGAUCUUUUUGAUUUAUUAAUUGCACGCUUACAGAAAAAGUGCCCGUGGGUGAUCCCUACUAUUUAUAAUUUACACACAGAAGUUGGAAGAAAAAAGUUGGGCUACAGAAAGCUUGCUGAUGGACGUUAUGAACAACAAGCACCUUACAUUGAACGCCAAUGUGGUAUUUUUGCAGUUUAUGCAGCAUUUGUGUCUCUUGAUGAUUCAUUGGGACCAAGAAGUUGGAAACUUUUUUCUCGUCUUCUGAACUUAACUUCUCCUAGAGAAUUUCUGGAUAAGGACCAAGACUUAGGUCAAACUCUUUGCUCUAUUGUAACUACAUAUUUGGAUAUCGCCGGUCGAACUCUUUUGCGCCUAUACGGAAAUCAGGGAAGAAAGUUACUCGCUGCUUCGUUCAGCACGCCUUUUGUCGGAGCAGAAGGAGGUGGAAGUCCAUACGGCCGUCUGCGUAUCGUUGGCGAGGAUUGGUUGAAUGGUAAAGGAGGAUUGGAUUUCUCCUUUGAGCCUUAGGUAUUAUUAUGUCUUUUUGGUUUUUUUUCGGAUUAAUUAUUAUAAUAAUAAAGCAAAUUUAUCAAAUACCUUGGUAUGCAAAAUGC